Messenger RNA from Puntigrus tetrazona (Sumatra barb), 4760 nucleotides. RefSeq names its product HLF transcription factor, PAR bZIP family member a (gene hlfa). Lineage: Eukaryota; Metazoa; Chordata; Actinopteri; Cypriniformes; Cyprinidae. Gene Ontology annotation, biological process: regulation of transcription by RNA polymerase II. Bases 197 to 1114 code for a protein of 305 amino acids. Gene Ontology annotation, molecular function: RNA polymerase II cis-regulatory region sequence-specific DNA binding; DNA-binding transcription factor activity, RNA polymerase II-specific. The transcript has 4 exons. Gene Ontology annotation, cellular component: nucleus. The record is from RefSeq and is a predicted model, not a curated record.
AGUUGCGCUUUUGCGCUCAAGUCAGCCGAGCUCACGGACGCGCGAGAACAGCCGCCGCUCUUCGGUGCCGUGCACGGGCUGAGGACUGCAUCCCGACAACCCCCUUCCCCCGCGCAGAGCUUUUAUUUUUAUAUAAGUUGGCUUUUUUAAAAACAAUAUUUGGUUUCUUCGGGAAGGCUGAUCUCUCCUUUACGCGAUGGAGAAGAUGUCUCGACCUCUUUCUAUAAACCCAACUUUCCUACCUCCGACCCACGGCGUCCUGAAAUCCCUGCUGGAGAACCCCAUGAAGCUGCCCUUCCACCACGAUGAAGGUAAAGGCUUCGGGAAAGAGAAAGAGAAGGAGAAGAAGCUGGAAGAGGACGGAAAUGCCCUCAACACUCCUCAGUCCGCCUUCUUGGGCCCCACGCUGUGGGACAAGACCCUGCCGUACGACGGCGACAACUUCCAGCUGGAGUAUAUGGAUUUAGAGGAGUUCCUGUUGGAGAACAAUAUUCCGGCCAACCCUGGGAGCGAGCAGAGCCAGCCUUCCCAGCAGCCCCUGCAGCAGCAGCAGCAGCAGCCGCCGCCCUCGGCCCCGCCCUCGGCCACGCCCACGCCUUCGGUGGUGGACCUCAGUAACCGGACGGCCCCGUCCGUUCACUCCGGCAUCGUGGGCCAGAACUGCCUCCAGAGUCCCGGCAGAGCAGUUAUCUCCUCGCGGGACACGCCCAGUCCCAUAGAUCCAGACUCCAUCCAGGUUCCGGUCCGCUACGAGCCCGACCCGGCCGACCUCGCCCUCUCCAGCGUCCCGGGACAGGAAAUCUUCGACCCGCGCAAGCGCAAGUUCUCAGCGGAGGAGCUGAAGCCGCAGCCCAUGAUCAAGAAGGCCCGCAAAGUCUUCAUUCCAGACGACAUGAAGGACGACAGAUAUUGGGCACGGCGCAGAAAGAACAACGUCGCAGCCAAGCGCUCCCGGGAUGCUCGCCGGCUGAAAGAGAACCAGAUCGCCAUCCGCGCGGGAUUCCUGGAAAAAGAGAACGCGGCGCUCAGGCAGGAAGUGGCCGACCUGCGGAAGGAACUCGGCCGCUGUAAGAACGUUCUGGCCAAAUACGAGGCGCGGCACGGCCCUCUGUGAGCCCCUCCCACCCCAACACAAACCCCGCCCACCUCCACAAAACGCCCCGCCCACCACCACCAACCCCACCCCUCCCCAGGGACUUCAGCGCGCCUCUUUAAGAGGGCGACGUAUUCUCCUCUCCGUCUUUUUGUUUCGUUUCACGUUUCUCUCUUCACUUUUCUCUUUACAAACCCAGUUUGUGUCCUUUAGCUGAUUUUUGUAUUACAUGUAUUGCGUGUCUCUUUCCUCUCGCGUAGCCUAUCUAUUUCCUUUUAUUUGUUUUUUCAUUCGUCUGUUUAUUCCUUCGCCAACGAUGGAUCGUUCGUCUGGAAAUGGUUUUCUCGGGAGCGUUUUGUACACCUGUAACACGGACUGAUGAAUAUUUUCCUCGCCUGUCCGUCAAUCGACCGCUCUCUGCCCAACCCCCUUUUUCCCCCAGAGGCUCCGCCCACUCCCGGACGACGCUCAAGCUUCUUUUUCGCCGUAUAUCGAUGUGUUUUAGUUGAAUAGCUGUAACGCACCGACACCUUUCGUUCCGCGAAGUGCGUAAAACACUAGCUAGCUUCAGAACGCGACGUUUGUCUCUUCGUCCUUUCCCUGUUCAAGUGCGUUCCCUCGGUUUUAUUUCACCGUUUGUUUUCUUUCAAACCAACACCAGCGUAGUUUUCGGCAUCUUUCCCGCAUCGUCCAUGGAGCAAUAAGCCUGAAUCUCUUCAGAGGGCGAAACACGUGAAAUGUAAGCUAGCCCGUUUCGCAGCGCCGUCAUUUCUGCCGUAGUGCGCAAACUUUCCCUUCGAAACUUUCCCUCCAGAAAUGCUGAAUCCAUAUUCGUCUGUCUUUCUGUCCCGCUCUAACUCCCUGCACUAAUGCGUGUUUCACAAUCUGAUCUGGUGCAAUGUUUCUACCUACACUAUAAUCUGCCUGAUAUAUUUAUGGAUUUUUUUUGUUUUUUUCCUUUCCUUUUUUUCGAAUGGAAGAAAUUUUUAAAAAAUAUCAGCUGUUAAUUGCUACUAUUGUUAUAGCUGUUCUUAUUGUUAUGGCUGUAUAGUAAUUUUUUCCUGAUUGUUUUAUUGGAUAUUUCAGCAUGACUAUUGUUUCAGAGUUGCGACCUAAAUCUAAUCGUGAAUGGGUCUUUUUCUUUUCUUCUUUUUUUUUUUUUUUUCAGGAUGGACGAUUGGUCCGUCUUCUCUUUUUAUUUUUAUUGCUAUCUAUUUUAAUUUUAAUUUUUUACCCAGAGCAUGUUUUAGAAUUUUCAUUUGUCAGUGCAAGCGGAUAUUUGUAGUGAUUUGUUUUUUUUUUUUUUUUUUUUUGUUUCGUAGCAAUUUCUUUCUUUCCGUUUCGUAGCUUGGCGUGUCUGUCGGCUGUAUGACUGUAAUGAAUGUGUUAUAAGAGGCGUUCGGUGAGCAGGACGGUGUUGUCUCGAAUACUGUGGUUGAAAUCAGUUUGUUUACUGCAGACCAAAAGAUACAGCACAGAUUUAUUGAUAAAACAGAGUUUUAAUGUUAUAUAUAUAUAUAUAUGAAAUCUAUUCUAAGUUGCUUUUUUUGUACAGUAUUUUUCCUAUAUAAUACUGUCUGAAUAUUUUCGAGGCACAACAAAUCCAGAUUAGUGCAAGAUAAAUAUACGAUAGCUUAUAUAUCUAUAAUUCAGAGCUAAGUGACAUAGCGUUUUGAUAUAUUAUGAAGAAUAUAACUGGGAGUAAAUGCGAAAACCGCCAUCUUGUCCUCUACUUUGGGCAUUAAAAACUUCUGCACCCUUUUAUUCAAAUAGCCUUUAGUAUUCUGUCUCAGGGAACGCUAGCAGCCGGACCUCAAACCAUAACUCGUAAUAAAUAUGAAAUAUAUCUAUAUAUAUAUUUUGCUGUGUUUUUUUUUUUUUAAAUAGGAAGGAGCUGCAAUUCUCAAGCCUAACUCACACUCUUGAUGCCGCGCAAUGGUUUCAUUGCGGAGCAUUUUACAGUAUCGCUAUUGGUUCUUUGAAUGGAAAUCUAAAGGCUAUGCUUAUUUUUAGUCUAUUUAAUUGAGUCUUUUUUCACAGCAGUGUUGAAACCGAAUGUUUAGCGCGGCAGCUCUGAGAGCUUUUGCUUGGUCGAAUGUUAGAAAAGUUCGGGGCACACGGUUCCGUAAAAGUUCUUUUGCUGGUCCGAGAUCAGUUUUUUUUUAUUCUGUUCGUUCUGUUAGAAGCCACAGGGUUUGAACCCGGGACAUCUGAUCUCAGGUCAGAGGUUGCGUUCGAUGCGAUGGCGACGUUGUCGACAGCGAAGGUCCUCGUCCGCCCCGGGUUCAGGCCAAAGUUGAGAUGUGCACAGGUUUCGUAUUAUCGAAGAUCGAUGGGGCAACAAAAACGAGGCUGUUUUUUUUUAUUAUUAUUAUUAUUAUUGUUUAAUUUAAUUUCCCUUGGUUUUCUUUCUCGUGUCUGUUUGUCCGUGUUAUAAAUGCAGAUGUGAGACGCGUGUAUAAAGCCCUGUGUAGACUGUUUCUAUCUGUGCAAAACUGAAAUAAAUCCAGGAUUAAGCCAAACCGCUUCUCGUGAAUAAUGACCCCCGAAAAUACCUCCCUGAGGGCGUGAAGAAGACCCAAACCAGUUUUCAGCAUUUCACCAAUAUGUCCCUCUCCUUGUUAGAAGAGGUUAAAUAGCUUCAUCGUUUAUGCUUCUAUCGUUUGCUAUAAAAUCAUGGAAACACAUUGGACACGAACUGUCUACCAGGUUGUAUUUGUGACUGGGAAACUGAGUUAAUUUUGAUACCUAACUUGUGCAAAUCAUACGUUAUAAACAUGGCGGAGGAAAGAAUCAGUGACGGUUGUAACGGUAGCAAAAAUGCGCGCGAAAUUUCGAAAACGACCGUUACAUUACCUCAUCGUCACCGCACGCUGAUGUACAUAAUCAAAAAAAAAAAAGCAGUUUUCGACGAAACUUCUCAAUUUUUUUAGCGUGGGUUAUAAACAAACCGGAUUAUAUUCAAAAUAAGACGAACGUUUAUAAAAUGCCCAAUGCGUUUUGGCUUCCAAGACGUUAUAGCCUUGAAAAAAUAUUAAAAACGUAAUGAUUUAUAUUCGUUCCACAUCGCGUUGCUGGAUUUGUAUCUUUAACCAACUUUGAAAAUGAGAAAUUUCCGAUAGCUUUGGACCAGAAACGACUCAAGCAGGUCGUCGUGUGUUCAUUUAAACGCCAUAUCCAUAAACUCCAAAAUGAUUUUUUUUUGUGCAGCAAGCUAUUCCGUUUUCCAGGGAAGGACACAGCGGUGGGAUUGGUUGAAACUGGUUGGCGUCUCUCUUUGGUAAAAUUCACUACCUCAGUCCCGAAAGGAACCUAUAACCACAUUGAACCUGUUUAGUCCAGUGCCUUAAAUUACCACAGACGACUCCACACACAUUUUCAAAUCUUAAAAUUACUUGGACCUGCGUGGAAAGGGACCCCAAAAUCCCACCCUUAUUCGACAUUAAGCCCAGAAUCCAGACGUUUCGUCUGGAAAAGGCAAAGCCCAUCGUAUUGAAGGCAACACCUGCAGAAGGUCUAUGAGAGAGACUGGAAGCUGGAGAUGUUUGGUCUUGUGUGUCACGCAAACGGAAGCAGAAACCCGAACCUUUACUCUCUGCUGCCACCUUCUGACUCCUUGUUUAUCUGUACAUUUAGUGUCCAAUAAAGACUUCAGUUUUUCUCUCAA